CCGAGGUCAUGACCGGUCAUCAAAUGCAACUUCAGCUCAAUUGGUGAGAAAUCUGUGGUUGGGGGCAGCUAUCUCCAGGGUCCACGGGCACUUCCAGUUCUGUAGGAUCACGACAGUCUACAAGUCAAAUGGCGGGCUCGCAGUUCAGCCCGUUGACUCCUCGCGAAAGGGAAAUUAGAGAGCUCCAACAGGUCGAACAGAUCCGUGAACAGUUAGAGAGGGAUCUGAAGAAAGCUACCGACAAAGAAAGGGAGAUUAAAAAUAGAACAGCCAGGCUUGAAACUCUAGAGGCUGACAAAGCUGAGUUGGAGGGCUUAGAUGAUUCAGGAAUGAAUGAGCCCAUGAAACUGUUGAGGAAGAACAUGCUGUCACUGCAUGCGCAUGUGGACAGCAGGUUGGACUUCAUGCAGAGCACUUUGGACCAGAUCCUAGACGUGUUGACAAGGCCAGGAUACAGGCCACCAGCACAAUCGCCAUUGCCGUUAUCGGCGAUGUCUGGCCACUUUCCAGUUCAAGCUGGUACACAGCCAAGUGGUGCGUCUACAGCAGCCUUACAGACUGUUGCAUCUUCUUCUUCGGGUCCAGCGGUGAUAGCUACAUCACCGCAACAACGUGUUCAGCAAUCUGGACAGACGCAAGGUCAAUGGUAUCCUAAGACCCCGAUGAAACCGCCUCUUGCCUUCUCAGGCGAGAGAAAGGACGAGGAACUCAACACAUGGUUGAGAACGGUCCCGGUUUGGGUGAAGGCAAAGAGGACCUUGCCUGAGGACGAAGUGGUAACUGUUGCAUCCUACCUUGAGGGUAAGGCAGCCAAAUGGCUAGAUGGAGUAGUUGUGAGGGCCGGGUACGGGCGACACAUGGCAGACUGGGCUAAGUCUCUGACGUUAGACCAGUUCAUGGAAAUGGUAGAAGCUCGAUGGCAUAAUCCACAGGAGGCACAAAAGGCCACUGAUGCCAUUAACAAACUAGACCAACGAAAGUUCAGGUCAGUUAGAGAGCUUACGACUACCGUUGAGAGCCCGAUCCUCGUCCCAGGCAUCAACUACAGUGACCAGUUCCUGUUAACAACGUUUGUUAGAUGUUUGCCAGAGAGCAUCAGGAACUUGCUGGCCAGCCAGGCACGCACAGAGUAUCAUUCGUUUGAGACAUUGUCUAGGACGGCUUUAGAUUUGGAAGCCACUCUAGGCAAUGCUCAACCCACCUCACAAACUGACUCAAAGAAGAAGAAGAGUCCUCAGGAGUGGAAUGAGAAGGGAGCAAAGUUGAUGAUGGUUGAGUCUGAAGGGACUCAAACUGAGAUUGACGAACUCUCUGACCUGAUGGACUAUUCAGAGUAUGACGACGAGGAGGUAGCUGAGGGUAGCACCCUCGCCGCAGUAGUUAAGACUAAGGCGGCUGGCCGAAGGAAGGGCCAACCUAGGGGUCAAGGGAAGGCCGCCUCCAAUCAGACCAAACAGGCUGAGUGGGUUAAGGCAGGUCUUGAUCAAGACGUGUGGCGUGGCCGCCGAACACGUGGCGCUUGUAUCAACUGCGGGGAAUACGGACACUCGCAGUACAAGUGCCAGAACGCUAAGGGAUGCAAGUACUAUAGCAAGAUAGACUUGAAAUCCGGAUAUCACCAGCUCGCAAUAAGACCUGAGGACCAACACAAGACAACUUUUCAGACUCGUUAUGGUCUGUAUGAGUUUGUAGUGACUCGACUUGACACACCGUGGGACUGGAGUGAUGAGUGCGAGGGUGCUUUCAAGAGAUUGAAGCAUGCACUCAUGAAUCAUGAGGUUCUCACGGUUCCCGAUCCGCAGAAGCCAUUCAUAGUGACCACUGACGCAAGCCAAUACGGCAUUGGCGCAGUGCUGGCUCAGCAGGAUGGAAAAAAGUUGAGACCGAUUGAGUACAUGAGCAAGAAGAUGCCAUCAAAAAAGUUGGCAAAGUCCACCUACGAGAGGGAACGCUAUGCUCUGUAUAAAGCACUUGUCCAUUGGAGACACUUCUUUCUAGGAAGGUUCUUCUACUUGAGGACUGAUCAUCAGACCCUCAAAUGGAUCAAGACUCAACAGGCUCUUUCUUACGCCCUCAAGCGAUGGAUUGAGGUCAUAGACCAAUAUGACUUCAAGCUUGAGUACCUGAAGGGAGAGUAUAACGAGGUUGUUGAUGCAUUAUCACGUAGAGCAGACUACCUAGGUGCGCUAGUUUCUGACUUUGGCGUAUCUGAAGAAGUAACUCAAUCAUUGGUGGGAGCCUAUCAGGAAGACCCUGUCACGAUGGACAUCAUUCGCAAGCUUCAGGCAAAAGACAAGGCCACGGAAAGUGAGUUUGUGAUGGUGGACGGGUUACUCUAUCUUCAUAAGGCAGGAAUAAAAAGGACAUUGACGCUGCCCCCAACCAUGGAUGGACAAGUGGACAUCGACGACAUUGUGGAUCACAGGGAUAUGCUUGUUCCGAAGCCGCUGGGUCGAGGAAGACCUCCUAAACCCAAGAGAGAGUACCGCGUCAGAUUCAGGCAUCAUACGGAUCCUAAAGAAGAUCGAUGGUUUACCAGGGAGGAACUAAUCGAGACAGCUCCUCAGGUGGUGGCAGAGUAUGAGAGGCUAUUGAAAGGGAAGGCACCUGCGAAAGAUUUGACGAAGCCCUACUUGAUUCACUAAUAAACAAUCACUCAAUCACUCAAUCAAUCAUUCAACAAUGAGUCGAUCAAGCAAGCUGGCUCCUUGAUUGGGCGGAUCCUCUGAUUAAGAAGUCCGCUCCGCUACCAAACUGUUGCAUACCGUAACGGUGCAGACCUGAACAAGAACUGACCUCUCUCACAUAGUACAGGAUAGCGCAGCAGAAGGCUAAAAUACCAAUGAUCAGACCAAUCAAUGUUGCAAUUGAGA
Molecule: messenger RNA, 2873 nt
Organism: Chara braunii
Lineage: Eukaryota; Viridiplantae; Streptophyta; Charophyceae; Charales; Characeae
Source: the annotation of a GenBank genome assembly